AUGCCAACAUUGCCCAGCCACCAGCCCACCACGGAGAGGUUUAUCCACUUGGCGCCACCCCGGCUUUUGCAGUGUGACUACGAUGGCACUACUACGGAAGAUGGCUUCAAGAUGACCCGACUCGACCACAGCGCCAUCCCCGCUCUCCAACCCGACUAUUGCCACAGAAACUUCACAAUUUUCACAAGACUGCGACCGGCACCAAGAGUCUUCUUCAGUCCUGCUGUAUGCCCAGAAGCAACGGAGGACCUUACCCUUCCCAGCUCUCUCUUGGCAGCGCUCACCCGAGCAUCUUGGGCCAAGUUGUAA
Messenger RNA from Sphaerulina musiva SO2202, 309 nucleotides. RefSeq lists its product as uncharacterized. Lineage: Eukaryota; Fungi; Ascomycota; Dothideomycetes; Mycosphaerellales; Mycosphaerellaceae. The transcript has a single exon. Bases 1 to 309 code for a protein of 102 amino acids. The record is from RefSeq and is a predicted model, not a curated record.